Trichechus manatus latirostris (Florida manatee) is the source of this 1940-nucleotide messenger RNA. It is a transcript of the gene SPOCK1, whose product is annotated as SPARC (osteonectin), cwcv and kazal like domains proteoglycan 1. Bases 196 to 1515 code for a protein of 439 amino acids. The record is from RefSeq and is a predicted model, not a curated record. NCBI's taxonomy places the organism in Eukaryota, Metazoa, Chordata, Mammalia, Sirenia, Trichechidae. Gene Ontology annotation, biological process: anatomical structure development. The transcript is spliced from 10 exons. Gene Ontology annotation, molecular function: extracellular matrix binding; protein binding; collagen binding.
CCCCUAUUUGUGAGAGGGGUCCCUAGGUCCCUAGAUCCGCGGCGAGCGCCCUAGGUGUGUAAGGGGUGACCCUGUCCCCGCCUGUGAGAGACCCCCGCCUCCCAUAGCUGGAGCCCGUCUGGAGGCUCUCAGACGCCUGGGUGCCUGGCGAGGGGCCUCCUGGCUCACGCCCCCGCGUGCCCCCUGCCCCCGCAGAUGCCAGCAAUCGCGGUGCUCGCGGUGGCGGCCUCGGCAUGGUGCUUUCUCCAAGUCCAGAGCCGGCACCUGGACGCUGUCGCCGGAGGCGCGGGCCCCAACAACGGCAAUUUCCUAGACAAUGACCAGUGGCUGAGCACUGUCUCCCAGUACGACCGGGACAAGUACUGGAACCGCUUUCGAGACGAUGAUUAUUUCAGAAAUUGGAAUCCCAACAAGCCCUUUGACCAAGCCCUCGACCCAUCCAAGGACCCCUGCCUGAAGGUGAAAUGCAGCCCUCACAAAGUAUGUGUGACCCAGGACUACCAGACAGCCCUGUGUGUCAGCCGCAAGCACCUGCUCCCCAGGCAAAAGAAGGGAAAUGUGGCCCACAAACACUGGGUUGGAGCUUCUAAUCUGGUCAAGUGCAAGCCCUGUCCUGUGGCCCAGCUGACCAUGGUCUGCGGCUCUGAUGGCCACACAUAUACAUCCAAGUGCAAGUUGGAAUUCCAUGCUUGUUCUACUGGCAGAAGCCUCACCACCCUCUGUGAUGGGCCCUGUCCGUGUCUCCCAGAACCUGAACCACCAAAACACAAAGUGGAAAAGAAUGCCUGCACAGACAAGGAGUUGAGGAACCUGGCUUCCCGGCUGAAAGACUGGUUUGGAGCCCUUCAUGAGGAUGCAAACAGGGUCAUCAAGCCCACCAGCUCCGACACAGCCCAAGGCAGGUUUGACACCAGCAUCCUGCCCAUCUGCAAGGACUCCCUUGGCUGGAUGUUCAACAAGCUGGACAUGAACUAUGACCUCCUGCUUGACCACUCUGAGAUCAAUGCCAUCUACCUGGAUAAGUACGAGCCCUGCAUCAAGCCUCUCUUCAACUCCUGUGACUCCUUCAAGGAUGGCAAGCUUUCUAACAAUGAGUGGUGCUACUGCUUCCAGAAGCCUGGUGGUCUCCCUUGCCAGAAUGAAAUGAACAGGAUUCAGAAGCUUAGCAAGGGGAAAAGCCUGUUGGGGGCGUUUGUACCUCGGUGUAAUGAGGAGGGCUAUUACAAAGCCACACAGUGCCACGGCAGCACAGGGCAAUGCUGGUGUGUGGAUAAAUACGGGAACGAGUUGGCUGGCUCCAGGAAACAGGGUGCUGUGAUCUGUGAAGAGGAGCAGGAGACGUCAGGUGAUUUUGGCAGUGGUGGCUCUGUGGUCCUGCUGGAUGACCUCGAGGAUGAGCAGGAGCUCGGACCAAAGGACAGAGAAGGGAAGCUUAGGGUGCAUACCCGGGCUGUGACAGAGGAUGAUGAGGAUGAGGAUGACGACAAAGAGGAUGACGUCGGGUACAUAUGGUAGUCCCCAUGAGGAAGAGGACAUGGGUUUUGCACAAAAUUGCAAGUUACUUCCUAUUCCUCCUGCAUUUGUAUCUAAGACUCUGAGGCACCAAGGUCUCCUCCACUGUUGCUGUCUAUACCCGACCCAAGGUUUGGAAGACAACUCCUUGUUCCCAGAGCAUUCUGAUUUUGAAUUUCGUUGUGUGGGAGGAAGGGUGUUGUGCUUUGUUUUUUUCCGACAUGGGAAUGGCUGGCUUAAUAAGAGUCUCCUUCCCUCCCGUGAGAUUUAUGCAACAAGCAUGUGGUUUAUGUGGAAUUCUGACAGUGCAGGGAGCCCCCGCCCUCUUAAACGUCAAAAACCCUUUUUGAUCACCCACACUGGUGGUUAUUACAGCAUGGUUCCCGGCCUUACAGUGUCUAAGUGCUUUUCUUGUGUCCUGUAGAUGU